Messenger RNA from Hordeum vulgare subsp. vulgare (domesticated barley), 1124 nucleotides. RefSeq names its product elongation of fatty acids protein 3-like. The record is from RefSeq and is a predicted model, not a curated record. Bases 69 to 941 code for a protein of 290 amino acids. Lineage: Eukaryota; Viridiplantae; Streptophyta; Magnoliopsida; Poales; Poaceae. Gene Ontology annotation, cellular component: endoplasmic reticulum membrane. Gene Ontology annotation, biological process: very long-chain fatty acid biosynthetic process; fatty acid elongation, saturated fatty acid; fatty acid elongation, polyunsaturated fatty acid. Gene Ontology annotation, molecular function: fatty acid elongase activity. The transcript has a single exon.
CGCCACCGUACGACCGCAACAACCUCCGCCUUCCCCUGCCUGCCGGCGAGCGACCGAUCCGCCGGACCAUGGCCGCGGCCGCGCUCGCCGGCGACGUCGCCUACUGGCUGGCGGAGCACCCGGCCAUCGUGCGGUUCCGGUGGAGCCCCUCGGGCCUCUGGUUCUCCACCUGGGCCUUCCUCCUCGGCUUCCUCGCCGCCUACGUCUCCCUCUCCCUCGCCGCCGACGCGCUCCUCCGCCGCCGGAAGCCGGUCCCGCUGGGCCCCCUCCCGGCCGCGCACGCGCUCCUGAUGGCCGCCGUCUCGGCGGCCAUCUUCGCCGGCACUCUGCUGUCGGCGGUGGCGGAGAUACGGGACACGCGCUGGUCGUGGCGGGGCCGGAGCCGGACGACGCCGCUCCGGUGGCUCCUCUGCUUCCCGCCGGGGACCCGGUCGUCCGGCCGCGUCUUCUUCUGGUCCUACGCCUACUACCUGUCCCGGUACCUCCACGCGGCGCGCGGCGCGUUCGCGGUGCUCCGGCGCCGGCGCGGGGCGGCGGCCCGGGCGUGCGCGCACGCGGCAUCGGUGGCCAUGGCGUUCCUUUGGCUGGAGUUCUCGCAGUCGUUCCAGGUGCUGGCCAUCCUCGCCUCCACGCUCGCCCACGCCGUCGCCUUCGGGUUCCGCUUCUGGGUGGACAGCGCGGGCGUGCUCCCGGUGGCCCGGAGCGGGGCGUCGGCGCCCGUGGCGCUGGCCUGCCAGCUCGGGCUGCUGGGGUGCAACCUGGUGUGCCACGCGGGGGUCGUGUGGAUGCACUUCGGCGGGGCGGUGGCCGGCGGGUGCAGCGGCAUCGGGGCAUGGGUGUUCAACACGCUGCUCAACGCCGCCCUGCUCUGGGUCUUCCUCCACUGCUACGUCACCGACGCCGCCGCCGCCGUGAAGAAGAAAAAGGAGAAGGUGAUGUGAGAGAGCGGCGGCCACCGUACAAUCAUUGUAGUAUACUGCGUGCAAUCCCAUUGGUGUACAUACAUACAUACAUACAGGUAUAUAGGUAGAGGCAGGCUGAUUAACUGGGUUCUUAAUUAUACUCUGUUCUUGCGUUCAUGGCAAGGGGAAUUGUUCUCCUCCUCCUCCUCUUCUUCUUCUUCU